Medicago truncatula (barrel medic) is the source of this 1323-nucleotide messenger RNA. Its product is annotated as uroporphyrinogen-III synthase, chloroplastic. Gene Ontology annotation, biological process: uroporphyrinogen III biosynthetic process. The record is from RefSeq and is a predicted model, not a curated record. Lineage: Eukaryota; Viridiplantae; Streptophyta; Magnoliopsida; Fabales; Fabaceae. The coding region runs from base 119 to 1045 and encodes 308 amino acids. Gene Ontology annotation, molecular function: uroporphyrinogen-III synthase activity. The transcript is spliced from 9 exons. Gene Ontology annotation, cellular component: chloroplast.
UCUUCCUCUUAUAGAUUCUUUUUAGUUUUUUAAACAAGAAAAAAUGACCAGGGGAGGUUGAUGUGAUGAUAACAGCUGGAUUCGGACAGGGUAUUUUCAUCCAACACGUUUCAAUUCAAUGGCUCAAUUUUGUGUCUCCCCUUUCUGUUCUUCACCUUCUCCUCCUUGUCUUCAACUUCACCGGCAGCAUCAAUUCUUCUUCAUUUCUCAACCAAAAAUUGCUCCUCCUCCUCCUUCUGCUUCCGCCACCGAUUCUACUUUCACUAUCGCUUCCACUUCUUCUAAUUUAACGCCAAAAGUCGUCGUCACCAGAGAACGUGGCAAGAAUUCCAAGCUCAUCACUGCUUUGGCCAAACAUGAAAUCAAUUGUUUGGAGCUUCCACUCAUUGAGCACCUACGAGGACCUGAUUUCGACAAGCUUCCUACUUUAUUAACUGAUUAUGCAUUUGAUUGGGUUAUCAUCACUUCUCCUGAGGCUGGUUCAGUCUUUCUAGAGGCAUGGAGAGCUGCUGGGAUGCCUCGCGUUAGAAUAGGCGUUGUUGGAUCAGGUACUGCAAGCAUUUUCAAGGAUGCUUUGCUGUCAUCAAACCAAUCACUUGAUGUUGCCUUUUCACCUUCAAAAGCAACAGGAAAAGUUUUGGCUACAGAGCUUCCCAGAAUUGGAAAUAAAACUACCAUUCUAUAUCCUGCUUCUGCAAAGGCUAGCAAUGAGAUUGAGGAAGGGCUUUCAAGUCGUGGAUUUGAAGUUACAAGGAUGAACACAUAUACAACGGUACCAGUUCAACAUGUUGAUCAGAUGAUUCUAAAGCAAGCACUUGCUGCCCCCGUUGUUACAGUAGCUUCACCAUCUGCAAUUCGAGCCUGGAAGAAUCUCCUUUCGGAUUCCGACUGGAGCAAUUCAGUUGCAUGCAUUGGGGAGACAACUGCUGCCAUGGCAGGAAGAUUAGGCUUCAAAAAUGUGUACCACCCAACACAACCAGGCCUUGAAGGCUGGGUUGAAAGCAUCCUUGAAGCAUUAGGAUCCUAUGAUGAUUUAUCGAGGUAGUUCUCUGCCCAUCAUAGCAACCUGGAGUUGUUUCCAGCUGUUUAUUUAUGUAGAGUAUUUGAUUAGUUUAUUGGAUUGACAUUGUGGAUGGCUUUGCUAUCUUUGUUCAGUUGUAUUCUUGAGACUCAUGAGGUUAUCAUGCGCCACUAGUAAAAAAAUUCCCAUCAUGUAAAUACCUACAGAUUGAGUCGAGCACUCAAUUUGUCCUUAAACUCUGAGGGAGUGUAAAUGGGUUCAAGUGUUAUUUACAUUAAAUAAGAUUUCCAUGUUUUAUAUCA